AUGAAAGGUGCCUUGGGAUUGUCGGUUUCGUUCAAGUUGAAAGAAUGUUUACGGCGAUCAUCGGACAGUAUAGACAAAAGGUUCUGUUUUGACUUGAUUGCCGAUGAACGACCCGAUGUGAUGACCUUCCAAGCGCUUUCGGAGGAAGAUCGUCGGCAAUGGAUUGAUGCGAUGGACGGCAAGCAAACGGUCUAUUCACCUGGUGCAGGUCCUUCUACCACUAGUUUGCAGAGUGGGUUUGUUUGA
Ostertagia ostertagi is the source of this 246-nucleotide messenger RNA. The record is from the annotation of a GenBank genome assembly. NCBI's taxonomy places the organism in Eukaryota, Metazoa, Nematoda, Chromadorea, Rhabditida, Trichostrongylidae.